GAAUUUAAAUAAACAAAGAAACUGGAAAAAUCCCGCAAAUUUCCGGGCGACUUCUCCAACAAUUGGUGUUAGUUCCAAACAUUGAAACCCAUUGCCGUUAGUAUAUAUAUCCAAAACCUGCUUCCGAUAAGGCCAUUUGAAUCACGAAACACAGAACAGCAAAAUGAACAUCUUCAGCAAAAAACCUAAUCCCAAAGAGGCUCUUCGUGAGAGUAAGAGAGAAAUGACGCGUGCUACUAGAGGUAUAGAGAAGGAAAUAGGAACCCUGCAAUUAGAGGAAAAGAAACUUGUUGCUGAAAUUAAAAGAACCGCUAAAACCGGGAAUGAGGCUGCGACCAAAACUUUAGCCCGACAGCUGGUCAGGCUUAGGCAGCAGAUAGCUAAUUUACAAAGUAGUCGAGCUCAAAUGAGAGGCAUUUCAACUCAUACACAGGCAAUGCAUGCUCAAUCUUCAGUUGCCAUUGGCAUGAAAGGUGCCACCAAGGCAAUGUCAGCUAUGAAUAAGCAAAUGGCCCCUGAAAAACAAGCUAAGAUUAUUCGGGAAUUUCAGAGGCAGUCUUCGCAGAUGGAUAUGACUACUGAAAUGAUGUCAGAUGCCAUAGAUGAUGCUCUUGACGAUGAUGAGGCAGAAGAUGAGACUGAGGACCUUACCAAUCAGGUUCUAGAUGAAAUUGGUGUUGAUGUUGCCUCACAGUUGUCAUCAACUCCAACAGGUAGGAUUGCAGGAAAGAACACUGAAGCCGUCAGCAGCUCUGGUGUUGAUGAGCUCGAGAAGCGGUUGGCAGCCCUUAGAAAUCCAUGAACCAAAAAUAUAAAAGUUAAACUCCAGGUUUUACUUCAUUAAAUCAUUGAAGUUAUUCCCUAGAAUUAUCAUAUCUGCAAGUUGGUAAUUUUGUUUUGUAGAUAUGACAGUGAUGAUUCAUGUUUCCACAAGGUAGCAAAUACCUCCAUGUAACUUUGAUAUAAUUGUGUAUGGUAUACCUGUCGAUACCGAAUUUUCUUCUACUGAUAUGGUACUGACUAUGACUAUCAUGAUACAAAUGUUUGAGAAAUACAGAAUGCAUAAACCUUAAACGUUACUUGUUAGUAAAAUUUAACCAUCAAUUACAAAAGUUGAUUUCGAUUUUAGACAAAUUAAAAGGAACACCAAAAUAAACCAAAAAAGAGAAUUAAUCUAAUAAUUCAAUUCAAAAAUUUUCACAAAUAAAUUUUUUGAAAGAUGUUGGUGAGAAUAAAACGUCUACAAUUGAGAUUGUAAGUUAUUAAAAAGAUCAGCUUGCAACUGAUAAUCUUCUCCAUCAUUUCCUUAACGAGAGGAGCUCAAAACUUCGAAGAGGGUGAUUGUCACGGCUACCUUUAACAGUGGCCGAACGGUUGGAUGUUUUCGACUCGAAGGCAAGGAGUCUUU
This is a messenger RNA of Gossypium arboreum, 1408 nucleotides long. Its product is annotated as vacuolar protein sorting-associated protein 2 homolog 3-like. Lineage: Eukaryota; Viridiplantae; Streptophyta; Magnoliopsida; Malvales; Malvaceae. The transcript has 11 exons. Bases 164 to 802 code for a protein of 212 amino acids. The record is from RefSeq and is a predicted model, not a curated record. Gene Ontology annotation, biological process: protein transport; endosome transport via multivesicular body sorting pathway; late endosome to vacuole transport. Gene Ontology annotation, cellular component: multivesicular body; ESCRT III complex.